UGUAGAAUCAUGUUCGUGGAGCAAUGUAUGUUUGAGUAGCUGUGGAGAAAUGGCGUCUAUUACGAGAAGAAGAUUUCUACAGCCGAUUAAAGCAUCUCUUGAUGCGAUUGCUCCUUGUUAUUCUUCUCCUUCUCACUCAGCAUUCCCAUUUUAUGGAAGAUUUGGACCUUUAAAGACACUGAUGAAGGACCUUGAACCUGUAUUAUAUAAACGUGCCUCAAGAUUUCACGAUAAAUUGAAUAUACAGAGAACGUAUCUGAAGAACUUCUGCUUUCGAGGAAGCAAAUUAAGUAUGGGAAGCAUUUUUGGUGUGUCAGUUGUAUUUGGAUCAAUUAACCUUUGGCCACAUUUUGUGUAUGCCAUGGAUGGACAUGAUAUUUUGGCAGGUGAUUAUCAUGUAGACUCCUUGGGUGUGUCAGACCUGGAACAAGGUCCACACACUUUCUGGAUGCUUGCAAAGAAACUUUGGCUGCCAUUGUUAUUCUUUGUAACUGUGCUGGUGAAUUGGGAGCAUCCUAUUAAACUUGUGAUCAAAGCUACCAUUUUUCUCCUCGCCACAAAGCCCAGGCCUUUCUCAGUUUAUCUUUCUGUUGAACAGUUGCGUCAUCAGUCUAUGCGCCAACGCCCUUACUUUUAUAAAUUCAAGUCACUAUAUGCCAAGAAAGUUGAAGUCAAAGACUAUAAGCUUUUCUGCAUUGCUAAAGUUGAAUUAAGAGAUAAGGAGUUCGAGUUGUUGGGAAUUCUGGGUGGUUGGUGGGUUUUGCCAUCAUUGCCUGCCAUAGCUCAGUUUAUUUAGUUGGGAAUAAAGCCACAAGAGUGUCAUUGAGAAACCAGGUAACCCAAUGGUAGUAAAAAAAGGUCUUGUUUCGUUCUAUAGAAAAUCAGUCUCCCCUUAUUUUUCCAUUUUCUUUUGUUUACUCUUCCAAUGAAAUUCUCUUUUCUGUUUUCUUCUUCAUUUGCUUUUCCCCUUUAUAUGGAUCAUCUGUGACUUCUGGUAGAAAGUAUGAACCAAAUGACUAUCAGUGUAAGACUCAAACAUAUAUGUUGAUACCUUGACAUCUGGUCACUUCUUGCAUCA
Messenger RNA from Vitis riparia (riverbank grape), 1078 nucleotides. RefSeq lists its product as uncharacterized. The transcript is spliced from 6 exons. The record is from RefSeq and is a predicted model, not a curated record. The coding region runs from base 50 to 796 and encodes 248 amino acids. Lineage: Eukaryota; Viridiplantae; Streptophyta; Magnoliopsida; Vitales; Vitaceae.